GCAGCUGCAAGUAGCAUGACCGGGGAUGAGAAAAGAGGGAGCGCUAAGGGGGAGGUCGACGAGCUUUGCUGAGGCGCCGUCUCCAGAUCCACAAGCGCUGGGCUGGCACGGCCGUACUGCGGCGCCCGUCGCAACUGCCCCGGCCAACCAGCGCCGUCGCGCAAGCGAGGCCGAGUUCUCCGACCUGGCAUCCGCCACGCACGGCGGCCGCGGCCUCCUUCUUGGUUGCGUUGCGGAAGAAGGCGUUGAAGGAGCAGGCUACGGCGAGGUGCCCAGACAUCCUCAGCUUGCUGACGGAUGAGACGAUGAGCGGAUCCGCCCGCUCCUCAUCGCAAUCCCCUCCAGGCACGGACGCCGGCGUCGGCCACCGAGGUCAACCCGUCGGCGGCGACGGGACAUGCGGGAGUGAAGAACGCAAACCUCUGCAUCGAACGGACCCUGCAAACUCAACCUCUUUACACACGAGCUCUUCCAGGUCUUGCAAAAGCACCUUGGGAGGUAGUACUCCCAUGCUGUUCAAGACAUGUACAGGUAGGAAAAUGUGUAGAAGCUUGGCUUCUUUCGGAUCCGGUGAAGAAAUGAAGCUCCAUUUUACCAUUAAUAAAGGUAAAGACGGCCAGUACAACAAAAAUAACGACAGUGCAGGAAGGGGUGUGGAUUGAACUCCAUCGAUGGAGCCACGGAGGCAACAUCCGGGCAUCAGUCAUUCGCCAAACGCAUUGCAGAAUGUAAUUAAUUAGCCAAUUGGUCUUUGUAUAUUAUGUCCGUCUAUUAAGCAUGUGUGAAACUAUUAGUUCCUGAUUCCAACACCGGUAAGGCAUGAUAAAGUUUUCCUAAAUUUUGUGCCGGUCUACUUGAUUAUAUAAUACAUGAUUGCUAUACAUGUGACGAAA
Messenger RNA from Panicum virgatum (switchgrass), 893 nucleotides. RefSeq lists its product as uncharacterized. Lineage: Eukaryota; Viridiplantae; Streptophyta; Magnoliopsida; Poales; Poaceae. The transcript has 4 exons. The record is from RefSeq and is a predicted model, not a curated record. The coding region runs from base 306 to 662 and encodes 118 amino acids.